AACAGUGGCAUUCAAUCACAAUGGCACCUUCUGCUGGUGGGAAAGCAUCGAAUGGGAGAGGUCGAAAAACACUCUCCAGAGAAGCUCGCUUUAAGAAGAUCAAAGCAGCAGAAGCAGCAGCAAGGACAUCAAAUGCGAUUAAGAAUGGUGGUAAUGUCAGUCUAGACAAAGGCAAAGGAAAGGCAAAAAAGAGAGAUGAUGAUAUUGAAGAAGAUCCUCAUCCAUUCCGUUACAAAUCAUUCAACGACCGACUCGCAUCAGUACAUAUCAAUGUGGCCACCAAUCUUGGAAGAAGUGGUACUGGAGCUUUAGCCGGCUUAGAUGGCCAUGGCUUGGCAUCCACCAGUCACAAAAUGCAAGAUGGUUCGGACGAUGAGAGCGAAGAAGAUGACGAUAUGGAAGGAAAUGUAGCCCUGCAUGCAAAAACUUCAUUCGGCAUUGCAUUGCAAACAUGGAAGGAACUCAAUCUAUCCUUACCCUUCACCUCUUUGGCUAACCGCAUCCAGUCUCAAUCGCUUUCAUUGCCUUUAUUGCUUCACAACCAGAAAACAAUCACGAAGCAUCUACAUGAUACCCUCUUUGACGCAUAUCCGGAUUCUUACUUGGCAUAUGAGCCGGCAUUGGAUCUGAUUCCUAGAUUGGCAAAUGAUUUGGGAUCUGCUUUCUUGCCUUCAUAUGUUGAUCUCUUGACUGCAAUCUUACGCAUAACAACAAUCGACAAACUCAGCACUGAAGGUCAGGAGUACACAGCUGCGAUGAUUGUGGAAAGAUCUUUCGAAAGUAUGGCUGCAACACUAAGAUGCAUGGCACCUUUUGUACUGCGUGAGCAACAAAGCAAGGAAGGUGACUCCAAAGAUUGGUUAGAGAUCACAUGGCACCUUGUAAGACCAUUCUUAGGAUUUCAGGAUUCUUGGAAGACUCAAUCUGCAACCGGUGAGGAUUCAAUGGAGGUCGAUGGAGAAGCAGUACCCACUCAAGCACCGAUUCCUAAACGGAAAAAGAUUCCGAUGCAUACUCGCCGUUUUGUGUCAGAAGCAAUUGCUCAUCUUGUGCGGCGAGCAAAGGCAAAUCAAUUACAUCGUGUAGCACAAGUGAUGAUGGAAGACGUUACACUGGCCAUGCAAGCUGGAGAUGGUCAGAGUAGCACAAAACAAAGCCCAAUCAGAGGAUUUGCUUCUGGUGUUGCAGGUAUUUGGGCCGAAGUGGCCAAAUCAGUUGAAGGUCGCAUUCAUUCUAUGGCACCCACUCACUUACAAGCAGCACUCCUGACCCCGGUCACCGUUUCAUCCAGUGGAGAAGAUUCAAGCGCUCACAGAGCCCGUAUCUUAGUCGGAGUGUAUCUGAUUACAUCAUUGUGCCAUCAUGCUCAAGGUGCAGAAUUGGCGCCGAUCUUUGAGUGGCUUUCACGAUCACUUGAUAGCGAGCUGAACAAGCUGGAGUCCAAAACCAUCGAAGACUCUGAUAAGGUCGUGCUGGCUAGCAACGUUCAUCAGAAUGUAGAGUGGAUGAUUGCUUACAUCGGUACCAGAAAAGGGAAAAGAGUCAAUGAUGAAUCCAAGUCAAACAUUUUCGGCAUGAUUUUACGAUUGGCAAAGCUUACUACAACAUUGGACAGAGAGGACGCUCCGCAGAAAGCUUUGCUCGCAUCUCUUGUUCAAUUGAUUAGUAUUGCUUUUCCGAUCGCCCGUAUUCAGGACUUGAUUGGAAACGGGUUGAAGAUCAUGGAUGCCCUUGCUACACAUUCUGGGGAGGAUCUCAUCCCAUCAGCAUAUUCUGCAGUGGUCUCUUCCUUGGCAUCGCUGGAAUUUAGCGGCUAUCAACAAGUAGUGAUGCCUUCUGUUCUCCGUGUGACCUCGGAUUUGUUGGCAGGAUCUACCACUGGCUUCUCAGAUGCUGUGCAAUUGCUCGCCAAUCUAGAUGAACAAGGAAUCUUGGAUACAGUGACUCGACAGGCACCAACAGCAAUGACUACACGAUGGCAAAAUGUCUUAGCAAAUGCGGUUCAGAAGGCUAUUUCUGACGUUACCGGAAUAGUUUCUUCCCAGCCAGUGUUUGAUGCAGAUCUCUUGUCAUCCGAACAGAUUGCAUGCAUAUCUCUGGCAGGCGUAAUACCUUCCUCCAGUACAAAUUCGACGAUUGACCAACUAUGUGCUCUUUUGAGUACCUUAGCCAAGUUCAAUGUCCAGGAGGAGAAGAAUGCCAAAGGUGUCGUCAAUUCAAACAGUGUGAUUUCGUUGGUAUUGCAUUCGCUUAGCAGACUCGUGGAUCAACACGGCAAAAAGGUAGCGGUUCAUGCAGUUGCCAGUCUAACACAGGCAUGCUCAAUGGAAGAAUUACUUAUCCAUCGAGCUCAACAUCGCUCGGUAGUCAUACGAACUGCUCAAUUGAUCAAAGGAGUAAAGGACCAGGGUGCGAAUAUCAAAUUCUCGGACUUGAAUAAGCUAGCAACAGCUUUGGAGUUCAGCGCCUCAUCAGCUGAUGAGACACUACGUAUGGCCACUUUGCAAAUUCUCUCUUUGGCUUCAUUUGACGAAGUAGAUCCGUCAACACCUUCAGUCUUUGCACAAUUGACAGAAGUAGAAGGAAAGGGUCUAGCAGUCGAUACAGUGAGGGAGAGGAAUGUUCUACUUCGUUCCAUCGGUCGUAACCUAUCAAGACUUCAAGUCGCCACGACCGAGGAAACCAAACCAAAAUGGUUCACUUCUUCUACCAUAAGAUUCACUAUCCGCAUGAUGGUUUCUACGAUGAAACUCAAUUUGCGCCCUCUGUGGGAAGAAGCGCGCAAAGGUUUGGUCGAUCUCAGCGUGCAAUUUGGGCAAGAUGUGUGGGCUGUAGCUUUUGAGGAAUUGACCAAAACAAAUCUUCCAUCGGACGAUGAUUCUAGAAAGACUUUAGAUCAUGAUGGAGGAUCCAAGUGGAUAUCAUUGAGUGACGAACUGGGCUACGAUGACGAAUCAGUUGACAAACACUUUCAAGACCCUCAAUUGUCAUCGAGGAGAGACAUUGUCACAUCUGCGGCUCAAGACGUAGUUGCAGGAUACUGUGUAGAGAAGCAAUUGAAGAAUGACGAAGCUCCACACGGACGUCUCGAUCUGAUCAAUUACCAGGUACAAAUCUUGGCACUCUUUACGUCUCUCGCCUCAAUGGCCGAACGCAAUAAUGCUCCUUUAAUGCAACAUUUCUUCCGCACAAUUGUCGAUAGACCAGAGCUGGAGCUGAACGAUGACGAAUCUGAUGCAGAGGAUGAAAUAGAGACGGAGAAGGAUGAAGAAGCCGAUCAAACCGGAGAUGUGAACAAGAGCUUGCAGGCUAAAGAAAGUCUUGUUACACUCACUCGAAAUCAACGCCGUGAUCAGCUUUGUGCUUAUCUCGAAACUUUCGCCCAAUUCAGCAAUCCUAAAGCAUUGUAUCGGAGCGCCGAUGUGUAUGCUUAUUUGCUUAAGUUAUGCACGCAGGGUGAUCCAAAGAUCCAGAGAUUAGCACUCAAUGUGAUUUUGCAAUGGAAGGAUCCUGCACACACAGCCAACGCUGAUCUCCUCAGAAAUCUUUUGAAUCCUAGCCAGUUUCGAGAACAACUUACCUCUGUGGUUCUUGCCAAUACUGCAGAAAGCACAAUUCAACCUGGUCAUCGUGCUGGUUUAUUGCCUCUUUUGCUACGGAUCAUGUAUGGUCUCAUCAUCUCAAAGUCAAGUCGGAUCAGUGGACAGGCAAACCGAAGAUCUGCCAUUUUGACUACUUUGGCUGAUCUUGAGCCACAAGAUUUAAAACCUUUCAUCGAGGUUAUGUUGGAACCAUUUGAUGACAUUUGCGGAACUGAUGGCGAUAGAGCAUUUGUGAUGAAGGAUAGAGCACCAUUGGCUCCACAACGAGUUCAAAGCGGUUAUAUUGCAUUGUUGGAAGAUGUUUUGAAGUACUUGGGCUUGCGGAUCAUACCGUUCUGGCAGGAUCUCAUCGGUGUCUUACUCAAUAUUACCCACCAUGCCUCUUUGAUAGCUGCAGAGCAAGGACCCGGAAAGUCAUCACAAAUUGAACGAAACAUUCGACAAAGUGGGCUAAGGAGAUUGAAUGACUUUUUCCGUCAACCGACAAAUGAAUUUGAUUGGCAACCGUUCCUUCCUGCGAUCUUCAAACAUCUCAUCACUCCGAGAUUGGCCACAUUACGCAGUGAAAGCAUUCAAAGUCCGUCCGUUGUACUAGAGAUUAUACAUACGUGGUCAGGUAAACGCUCUUCAAUUAUGAAUUUGGUGCAAUACGACUCUUCUUUGUUGCCCAAUACAACGAGCUGUCUGGAAGCCAAUGGCGUAAAACCAUCAGUCAUUAUUCGUGUUCUGGACGUUUUGGACAAUAUCGUGACAUAUGGAGAAGACGAAGGUGAGGAUGAAACAGAUGCAGAUCAGGAAGAGCCUUCAGCUUUGACUGUCAGAGAACGUAUCGUGCUCCCGUAUGUGUCGACGAUGCUGAAAGGCGUCGAUGCUUUGAUACGGAGAUGUGAAGCAGCCACUCCGACGGAAGCAAAGUCAUUAGGAAGAGACGAAAUGCUACGGCGGUUGCUCGAUCUUCUCUCACGUAUGGCUUCAUAUGUGACCAAGCCGGAUGACAUCACCUCUCUGUUCUCUCUCUUGGGUCCGUUAUUACGCAAGAAUAAUGUGAUCAUCUCGGAAAAGAGCAAAGCAGACGUUUUGAUCGUUUUGGAGAAGUUAAUGCCAAUGUGGCUUACUGAGCAAAGUGCAACAAAAGACAACGUGUACGCUUUGUAUUCCAUCUUUUCCGCUCUCUUUUCCAAACUGCGUGGCCGAAUCUCGCGAUCAACUCUGGUAAGAGCUUUCUCCCAAUUCAGCAAAUUUGAUGAAUCUCUUGCACAAGUCAUUGCAUGGACAGGAGACUUGAACGCAUUUGAUCAAAAGAGAAUGCAAGAGUACGAUUUUGAUCGCCGAUUGGGGGCUUUUGAUACAAUCAAUGCGGAAGAUGAAGCAGGGAAGCAAAUGCGUGCAAGGCUUUCUCCUCUACACUGGUCACCUCUGCUGCACAACUUUAUGUACUUCAUUCAAGACCCUGACGAAUUGGCCGUUCGAGCAAGCUCUGGAACAGCCAUUCGAAGAUUCAUUGACACGUAUCAAUUCCAUCUAGAGCGAGAGCAAGGAUCCAGUACUCAUGACCACAACGCGCUUUUGAACGAUCUUCAGAAGCUCUUUACAGGUGUUGUGUUUCUAGGAUUGCGACGAUCUCUGCGAGCACAAUCGGAUCUAGUCAGACGUGAGGCUGUAGAGACCAUUGGUUAUGCUGUUGCACAUCUGUCACCUCACCUUUCCUACGUGAGCGAAAUGAAAGGUUUGCUGUUCGAAGGUGAUGAAGAAGCCAAUUUCUUCAACAAUAUCGAGCAUAUCCAAGUCCAUCGUCGUUUACGAGCAUUAACACGAUUAGGACAAGAAGCAUUAUUGGGCCACAUCAAGAGUCGCACAAUUCUUGAUGUCUUCAUGCCGUUGGUCGAACACUUUUUGCUUACCGAGCAUAAUCAUGGAGAUGGAAAUCUGAUCCAAAAAGCGGUCGAAGUUUUGGGUCAAUUGACCAGUCAACUGAAAUGGGGUCCAUACAAUGUUUUACUAUGGAAAUAUCUUUCCUAUCAAAGCACUAAAAGCGAUAAAGGCGGUAAAGAGGAUGAUUCCAAAGCAAAGGAGAAAGUUACAGAAAAGGUUGCAGUGCGUGCAGCGAUGUGCGUUUUGGACAACUUCCAUUUUGAUAUGGAUGAGGAUGUGAUUGGCGCGAAUCAAGAGGAGAAAGAAGUUGAUGGAGAAGGAGACCCUGAGGAAGAGUUGCAAGAGCGUGAUGAGGAACAAGAAGUCCUACGAUCAGAGGCAAUGGCACAUUCAAGAAAGGUAUUGGAUGCUGUCAGAAAUCGACUUCUGCCCCGUUUAAUCGAAUGCCUUGAUCUCAAAGACGAAAUGGAAGAUACUGUCAGACUACCGAUUGCUAUCGGUAUUGCACGUAUCGUUCUUCUUUUGCCUCCGCAAUAUCGAAGAAGUGAGGUGCUUCGAAUGCUGAACAGAAUGUCACACGUAUUUCGAAGCAAGGCGCAAGAUACAAGAGAUCUAGCGCGAUCAACUUUGGCAAAAGUUUCAGUCACUCUAGGUCCAACGUAUUUCAGAGAUCUUGUGAUCGAAUUACGAAAGGUUUUGACCCGCGGUCCUCAAAUUGCUGUUCUAGCGUUCACGGUGCACAAUGUCCUAUUGCACUGUGUUGAAAGUGAAGAUCAAAAACUGUCAAUUUUGGAUGAACAGACUACUGGAGAUGUCGUUGAAGUUAUCAUUGAGGAUAUUUUUGGAAGAACUGCAGAAGAUCGUCAAAGCAUCGAAAACAGGACUACAUACAAAGAGGUCAAAGCAACGAAAAGUCUCGAUACCCUUGAGCAAGUAGCCCGCAUUGUAGCCCCUUCUGCUAUUCGAGCUAUGUUACUUCCUUUGAAAGAAUUGAUGGCACAGACUGAAGCAGCGCAGGCUACACGCAACUUUGAUGACUGCUUGCGAAGAAUUGCUGUUGGUCUCCAAGCAAAUAGUCAUCUGGAUGCCCAUGCAUAUUUGGUCUUGUGUCAUGAAUUAGUCAGUGCAAGUAGCGGAUCAUUGUUCAAAAAGAAUUCCAACGGCAGUUCCUCGAAACGUGACGGAAAGAAGAGCAAACAAAUGCGAAGAACUAGUGCAAUCUUGUCCAAACGAUUGGACGUAGAGAAAGAUGCUGACGUGCGCGAUCAUUUCGCCAAGAAUGCUCAUCGUUUCGUUGCAUUCGGACUUGAUCUCCUCUCUUCAGCAAUGCGAAAAGGUAAAUUCGAUUUCAAUGAUGUUUCUGUCUUAGCAAAGUUGGAACCUCUGUUGGGAGCAGUGGGAAAUAGUCUUUACGCUAGCCAAACGAAUAUUAUCAUUCAAGGUAUUCGCUGUUUGACCUUAUUGAUCCGAUGCCCGUUGCAAGCUAUGAAGAAUUCUCUUCCCACUAUCGUCAAACAAACGAUGAAGUUGGUUCAGCGCGAAGGAAAUACACGAUCCGACACAUUGAUGGCUUGUCUGAAGUUGUUGACAGUCAUCAUUCGUGAUGCCGGUCAAAAGGACGGAGCAGACCCAGAUCAAUUAUUAUCCGAACAGCAGUUGACAACGCUUUGUCAUCUGAUCGAGAUGCAUGUGGAAGAAGAUGUGGAGAUGCAAGGUACUUUGUUCAGUCUAUUGCGUGCAUUGAUUGUUCGAAAAUUGACCGUACCAGAGCUUUACGAUCUGAUGGACAAAGUGGCGCGUAUGUUGGUUGUGCAACAAAGUGAAAGUGUCAGAUCAACAUGUCGUGCUGCCUUUUUAGACUUCAUGCUGAACUUACCACAAGGAAAGAAACGCUUCUCUAACCAAAUUCAUUUCCUUGUCAAGAAUUUAGAGUAUGUCUAUGAAAGUGGAAGAUUAAGCGUUUUGGACUUUUUGCGUAGUAUGCUGGACAAAACUUCUGAUGAAGUUUUACGACCAUACUUGGACCUCAUGUUCGUCGCUCUGGUUAUGCGUUUGGCCAACGAUGAUAGCAGUGCUUGCAGAGAAAAGUCAGCUCUGCUCAUCAGAAAGAUUGUCGAUGUUUCUGGACAGGAAGAGAUUGGCAAAUUGAUCGCUUUGACUCAAAGUUGGUCUCAAAGCACAUUGGAAAGUGAGACGGGACGGAAUCUUAGUCGAGUCUCUAUGCUGGUGUUUGGGAUCAUGCUAGACGCGAAGGUCCAAAUCAGUCACGACGAUGCAAAUGCAAAAGACUGGCAAAUAAAUGCCUUAUCACGUUCCUUUGACGUAUUGGAGCAAUGCGCAGUCUAUCUUGAAGAAAAAGAAAUUGACGUCGAAGAAGAGACCUGGAUGGAAGAAGAUAAUGAUCUGCUGUCUGACUGGCAAAUACCGUAUCAGAGCCUUCAAUUGGUCAAUCGCAUUUUCAAGCAACGUGAUGAAAUUUGGUCGGAUGGUGAAGAAGCCAAGUCUCAAUUUGACUCAGUCUGGUCUACCGUAGCACGUUUGCUGUUGUUCCCUCAUGCUUGGGUUCGUUCUGCGUCUUGUCGAUUGAUCGGUGAAUACUUUGGAACUCAGAAACCAUAUACACCAAAGAGUCAAGAUGAAUUGACCGACCUGGUGGACAUGUCAAAGAAGAUGUCGCUCGUUUUACGUAGUCCACAAAUCGAUGAACAGCUUUCCAUACAAGUUGUCAAGAAUCUCGUCUUUAUUGCAAAAUGCUUUGUCGGUGUCGAUAAUGAGAACAUCACCAAAUCAUCAAGCAAAGGUCGCGACAAGGCAGAUGGAGAAGAAGAAUUGGUUGAGAGUGACAUCGAUGAAGAUGAUCUCGCUGAGGGCAGCGCGCCAAAACCUGUCAAGAAAAGAAACGAAGAUGAAGAUGACGCCUUAUGGCACAAGCAGCCAUUGCGCUGGUUGUUCAACAGACUUUCUCAUCAGCUUCGUCGUUCAGGAGCAGAUCGUGCUCAUAUCUCAUCUGGUGCAAUGUGUGCAUCGAGUGCAAUUUUGAAAUGGAUGGCAGCCAUCAUGAGCCAAUUGGAUGUGGAUACGAGUAAGAGGUAUUUGGUCCACGUUGUUGCUCCAAUUUAUCGCAUUUUGGAAUCCAACAUUACCGUUCCUAGCUUGUCAGAUGCAAAUGGAAGAAAGCCUUCCAAAUUUGGAGAUAUUGCAGCUGCUGAAAGAAGAUCUUCAUUGGAAACACUGGCCCGUGAAGUGCAAGAAUUGUUGCAGGCCAAAGUGGGAACACAGUUAUUCGCAUACACAUAUGCUUCAGUGAAAAGGAAAGCAAACGACAAAAGACAUCAAAGACGUGCUCAAGCCAUUCAAAGAGGAAUUGACUUCCCAGAAGAAAUGGAAGCACGUAAGACACAAAGGAAUAUGCGUAAACAUGAAAGUAGAAAGCGGAAAAAUGAUUCAUACGCAAAAGGCAAAGAUCGUGUUCGACCUUCAAAGAGGCAGAGAUGAUCGAUUUGAUUGUACACCAGAAUAAAUAGAAUAACAAUAAAAUCAACUGUC
Messenger RNA from Meira miltonrushii, 9020 nucleotides. RefSeq lists its product as uncharacterized. Lineage: Eukaryota; Fungi; Basidiomycota; Exobasidiomycetes; Exobasidiales; Brachybasidiaceae. The record is from RefSeq and is a predicted model, not a curated record. Bases 21 to 8969 code for a protein of 2982 amino acids. Gene Ontology annotation, cellular component: nucleolus; small-subunit processome; 90S preribosome. The transcript has a single exon.